UUCAGAGCCAACAAGGGAGCGCUGGCUGCCACCACCUAGCCCAUCACUUUCCCGCGGCGUCACGCACAGAAGUUAUCCUUCCUCGCAUUCCCUCAAACAAUCCUGCAAAAUGGCUCCGAUAGUGAUUAAAAGCAUUUUAAUCAGCGAAAGCGUUGAUCCCUGCUGCAAAAAGGUUCUGGAAGAAAAUGGAAUCCAAGUUACGGAGAAACUGAAUUUGACCAAGGAGGACUUGAUCUCUGAGAUCAAGAACUACGAUGGACUUGUAGUUAGAUCUUCGACAAAGGUGACGGCCGACAUCAUCAAUGCUGCCAGUAAUCUGAAAAUUAUCGGCCGGGCUGGAACUGGAGUGGACAAUGUGGAUGUGGACGCUGCUACUAAACAUGGGGUUAUUGUCAUGAACACACCAAGUGGUAAUACAAUCAGUGCUGCAGAGCUGACCUGUAUCCUGAUUACCAGUCUCUCCAGACAUGUACCACAGGCUGCGAUGUCAAUGAAAGCUGGAAAAUGGGAUCGCAAAAAAUUCAUGGGCGCGGAGCUCUUUGGCAAAACCCUGGGAAUAGUUGGACUUGGGAGAAUUGGCAAAGAAGUCGCCAGUAGAAUGCAGUCCUUUGGCAUGAAGACCAUCGGCUACGACCCCAUCACCCCGCGGGAGGUGACUGCAGGCUGGGGGGUGGAGCAGAUGACCCUGGAGGAGCUGUGGCCGCAGUGCGACUUCAUCACCGUCCACACGCCCCUGAUGCCCUCCACCACGGGCCUCCUUAACGACGCCUCAUUCGCCAAGUGCAAGAAGGGCGUGCGAGUGGUGAACUGCGCGCGCGGCGGGAUCAUCGACGAGGACUCUCUGCUCAGAGCGCUGGAGUCCGGCCAGUGUGCUGGAGCCGGCCUGGACGUCUUCGUCGAGGAACCCCCUAAGAACCGGGCUCUGGUGGACCACCCCAACGUGAUCAGCUGCCCCCACCUGGGGGCCAGCACCAGCGAGGCGCAGGCCCGGUGCGGGCAGGACAUCGCCCUGCAGAUCGUGGACAUGGUGAAGGGCAAGGGCCUCGUCGGAGCGGUCAAUGCACAGGUUUUGGCCAGCACCUUUUGCCAGGAGUCUCAACAAUGGAUCACGCUUGGGGAAGCUAUGGGGGCCGUGCUGCAGUCCUGUGCCUCCUCUAAACCCUGCAGCCAGGUGCACAUCACAACUCAAGGUGACUGCUUGAAGAAGUCCACCGGUUACAUCACUUCAGCCGCAAUGGUGGGGCUUCUCAAGCCCACUACCGGCGGUUCGGCCAACCUGGUCAACGUGCUGACCCUGGCCAAGCAGUCUGGCGUCGCGGUGACCCAGACCCACAGCCAAUCAGAGGGGAGCUGCCACGGGGUGUGCGAGGUGGAGAUCCAGGCGGGCGGAGCCAGCCUCAAGGCCCGGGGCUCGGUGCUGGGAGGCGUGCCCGUGCUGCUGGAGCUGGGCGGCAGCGUGUUCCGACAGCCCGUCGCCCUCGCCGGACACCUGCUGUUCCUGCUGGUCUCCCCCGGGCCCCAGGUCCUGCCCUCCCUCGCUGGCUUGCUGGCUACCGCCGGGGUGGAGAUGGAGUCGUUCAGCGCACCGCCCGCCCGGGCCGGGGCGGUGUGGUGCUGCGCGGGGGUGUCCUCCUCCGUCCCGGACCUCGGGGCCUUGAAGCCCGUCGCCAAGCAGGCCGCCCAGAUCACCAUAUAGAUAGGUGGUGGUGCGGGGGCUGGCAACACAGUGCCUGAAGGUUAGCACAGUCGGUACGCGCUUAUCGUAGCAUAAUAAGUUUACAAUGUUUUUUUUUUUUUUUAGAUGCUUAAUACUUGUUUACAAAUUUACAUAUUGAUGUAUUAACGUUACAUGUUGUAUUAAUGUCUAUAGGGCUAACGUGUCUGUGCUACUAAACAUUGAUUAAAAAAAAUGUACUUGUCAAA
This is a messenger RNA of Gadus morhua (Atlantic cod), 1923 nucleotides long. RefSeq names its product phosphoglycerate dehydrogenase (gene phgdh). The record is from RefSeq and is a predicted model, not a curated record. The transcript is spliced from 12 exons. Gene Ontology annotation, biological process: L-serine biosynthetic process. Gene Ontology annotation, molecular function: phosphoglycerate dehydrogenase activity; NAD binding. Bases 110 to 1696 code for a protein of 528 amino acids. NCBI's taxonomy places the organism in Eukaryota, Metazoa, Chordata, Actinopteri, Gadiformes, Gadidae.